Messenger RNA from Misgurnus anguillicaudatus (oriental weatherfish), 1580 nucleotides. It is a transcript of the gene tlcd3a, whose product is annotated as TLC domain containing 3A. Gene Ontology annotation, cellular component: endoplasmic reticulum; membrane. The record is from RefSeq and is a predicted model, not a curated record. Lineage: Eukaryota; Metazoa; Chordata; Actinopteri; Cypriniformes; Cobitidae. Gene Ontology annotation, biological process: lipid homeostasis.
AAGCGCGCACAGAAAACACCGCGGGGGCUGGCUUGAUCGUGAAUUUUCCAAGCGCGGCUGGUUUGACCGCAGUCAGCGCGUUCACAAACUCUACACAACAGCGCAUGAUUGAGCAAAGCUCUUCGAGAAUCGGACACGCGCCCAGCGAACUCUUUCCUCUUUCAACCAUUACUGCAUGAACACCCGCAUUGAAACAGUUAAGAAGUAAAUCCCGGUUGUCGGUUCACAGACUAUAACAUGUAACGGAACACUCGCCGGGUUUUGAAACACGAGAGAAAAAGAGCGAUCAAUCUCCUCCUCCACCGUUAUUCGGUGUGUAAACAGGACAGUCAACGCUGCUGAGGCAGGAGAUCCGUGGCUCUAAUGCUGCCCUGACUAGACUGUUUAAACGCGCGUUCUUGUUUUGGGCCCAGGUUUAAUAGCGGGACAAGUGCACGGCAAUGAUGUUGCAAGUGUUGGCUUGCGGUGUCGUGCUCUUCCCCGGUCUCUUCUUCACUUUUAGGAAAGUGCUUUCGUCCAUUUUCAAGCAGUGGACAGAUGCCGACGUCGUGCUGGUCAGCGAGAGACUGGUGUCAUCCAUUCAUGCUGUCAUGGCGGUGCCAGUAGGCAUUAUUGUGGUGUAUUCCUGCAGUGGGAACGUGAUUACAGACCGACACUGGCUGGCCACCCAUUUUGUCAUUUGGUACGGUGUGCCCUACAUGUCAUACGACAUCUUCGCCAUGUACCUCAGCCAUUACUAUCGCUUCCGGGUCAAAGGUCACAAGGACUAUAAAAGCCACUCGCUGCAAACCAUCAACUCAUUCGUGAGGAAAGAGUUCCUGCUGGUCCUUCAUCAUAUUGCACUGCUCACCAUUCUGCUUCCAGUGACUCUGUUCCUCAGGAAGGACCAGGGGGAUUAUUUCAUUGGCUGUCUUUUCCUCACUGAGCUCAGCACUCCCUUUGUUUCACUGGGCAAAAUCCUUAUUCAGCUGGGCAUGCAGGACUGCUGGCUGCACAAGGUUAAUGGCGGCGCAGUGCUUCUGAGCUUCUUCGUGUGCCGGAUCGCUCUCUUCCCGUUCAUGUACUGGAUGUACGGCUCCCACUACGGCAUCCCCCUCUACAGCGUUCCCUUCCACCUGCCGCUCUCCACCAACCUGGGCAACCUCUGCAUCCUGGCACCGCAGGUCUACUGGUUCGUCCUGCUUUGCUGUAAAGGCUACCGACUCUACAAGCGCGAACGGGAUGCAAAGAACCAGGUCUCUCCGCUGUCCUCACCCGAGCCGGUCAACGAUACCUCCAAGAAAGAUUAAUCUAAACCACGUCUGAAGGCUUCGAUAAGACAUUUUCCGAUUUUCAUUCCUGUUACUGUUUCACUGCAGUCCGUACCUCUCGGCUCAACUAUACACCAUUCCUCGUGCGCAUGGCUGUUACAGCGCUAGAAGUGUCUAAUGGGUCCGAUAUCGAGAUAUCCUUUUUGUGAUUGGAGGAUCUGUUACAGUCUUUAAAGGAUUACCUGUUACUUUUGUCAUUUAUCGAUAUGCUACCCUGUCUUAUGAGUGUCUGUAGUACCACAUAAUAUAUUAGCAUACAUUAUUUCAGCA